Molecule: messenger RNA, 3407 nt
Organism: Vespula pensylvanica (western yellowjacket)
Lineage: Eukaryota; Metazoa; Arthropoda; Insecta; Hymenoptera; Vespidae
Exons: 8
Coding region: 307-2607 (766 amino acids)
Source: RefSeq, a predicted model, not a curated record
AUUCGCAUAAUGCAAACGAAGAAAGAAGCAACGAUAAAUUUUUCAAUCUCAUCACUUUGUGAUCAAAAAAGACAAAGCUUUUAUUAGAGAAACUGCGCCGGUCAGAAGAACUACAUAUAGUAUUUGCACAUGCAUUAUUACGUGAUGCUUCCAUACGGCUAUGCAAAUAUCAGUGUAUAUUGUUUCUCAGAGAAAAUAAGAUAUGUGGCAAAUGAAACCUAACCGGAAAGCUUUCCUUGAUUGUUAUCGAUUGUUUCGAAAAAGUUUCCUUAACAAGAUUCGUCUGAAAUCGCCUGAGGAAUCUAAAUGACAAAUAUGAUAAUGCAUACACAAAGAUCAAACUAUGGAGUCAACAAGUCAUCAUCGGAUUCCGAGCUAGCCCAGGAUAAGAAGAAUAAAGGACGAAAAAGUAAAUUGAAAGAACGAUGGCCAUUCGCAGAUGGACUUACGGUUGACGAGCUUGCUCGUUAUAGAAGAAGACGCGUGGAGGGUCAUCCAAAAGAUAAUGUUAGACCUUGUGCCGAAUUUGACGUACUUGAAAAGGAUUUUUUAACAGAGUAUCGUCGCGCUUUCCGUGCGAAAAGUGAAGAACUUCUUAAGGAGAAUAUUUGGCCGGUGAAGAGCAAACGACCAUCGAGCUUUCUACGAUUAAACGGUGCCUAUGACAAUGUAGAACCAUUCUACAAUCAAGAUUUUCAAAAAUAUGAACAACUAGAGCUUCCAUCGAAAAGAUCAGAACAAAACUCGUCUUUUGUUCUUGCUGAAGGAGACGGAAGGAUGGAAACUCAAACGGAGCAAUCAAAAUUUAUUGCUCAUACGAACGUGAUCGGUCGACCACCGAUCAUUAGAAGAGGUACUAGUCUAAAGCGAGAAGGUAAUUUAUACGCGGACACAGAAAUGUAUUCAGCUUAUGUGCCCCAUGAAGGCCAACAUAGGGCGGAAUUAGCCCGAAGGCCAACGUCCUUGAAAAUGGAGGGUGAAAUGGAAACGAUGACCGAGAAGUGUGAGAAGUUCAUUCAGUGGUUAAACGUCAGCAGGCCGGAACUUAUGCGUGUUCCAACGCAACUUAAACUCGAGGGUGAAUUCGAGACUAGCACAGAAAAUCAUGAGAAGUACGUCCCUUUUGUUGGGGCGAGAAGGCCAGAAUUACUUAGGCAAGGUACGAGUUUAAAACUCGAGGGUGCAUCCACUUUCGUGGCAGAAUAUUCUGACGUUUUCAAGCAGCACGCAGUCACUGAAAGACAACCAGCAAAGAAACCUGAAACACAUUUGAAAACUGGCGAUAAUUUCUUCGAAGUUACGGAAAACAAGAACAAUUAUAUCAAUCCUCGUGUUAGAGAGGCUCAACUGAUGGCAGAAUUAGCGAGAGAUAUUGAAGAAGAAGAAAAAGAAGAAGAAGAAAAGAAAAAAAAGAGAGAAGAGGAAGAAGAAGAAGCAAAGAAAGACAAAGAAAUGCAAAUGCUAGUGUCAAAAUUGGAAGAGUUGAAGAGUCCGCCCUUAGAAAUUCCAGAAUAUAAAGAUGCCUACAAAGACUUUCCAAGAGAACGACCAACAUUCGCAAAGCCCGAAGACGAGAUUGGUCGAGCUGAUGGUUCCAAAGUACUCUCUUCGCCAACUCGUUUGAAAUUUUCAACAAAAAUUGAUCAAGAUCCAGAAUAUAAAUCGAAGUAUCUUGAUUAUCCUAAAGAUUCCUUCGUUUAUCGAAAACCACCAUUGGCAUUGAGAACCACUGCACCUUGCUCUGACCGUUCUACCUGCAACAAACAUAAUUUUUAUGAGACCAGACGAUACGAUUACGAGCCAACCAGCGAAGUAAGAUCACAAUACGUUCCUUAUGGUCACGUUCCUCGUGUCAAACCUCUGAGAAUCCCAGCUAAUUUACGAUUGGAAGGUAGUCUCGAUCUACAACCAGAAUAUAGAAAUGCCUAUUGUAGCCAACGUGAUUAUCGAUCUUCCUGUGAUUUGAAAAAACAAAGAAAUCGUGAGAGAAGUCUCAGUGCUUCGAGAAAGAAAGAUAAUUAUUGGAUAAACAAUAAUAACAGUGAGAGAUUUGGUUGUGUUAAUGCUGCUGAAGAUCAGGAUGCUUUUCAAGUAUUGAACACUCGAAUUCAUGAGGAUAGUAUCAUUGGUAAACCUCCACCAAGUAAUAGAAGACAUUAUAGAACAUCGCAGAAUCAAGAAUCGAUGCGAUCAGAUGCCGUUGAUGAUCGUACUAUACUCAGAAAUCGAUCACCUAGUCCAACUUAUCGUCUUCACGUUUGCAACGUUGAUGAUGAACCACGUGGUUUUGGUCAACGUAAACGUUCAACGCCAAUCGAGUCUUCCGAAAGAUCACACGAUCCAUUGCCUGAUCGUUUGAAUAGAAACAAUCUUCAUAGAUCGUAUUCUCCUAGUUUCGGUAGAAACGAGACUAAAGAACAAUUGGACAACGAACAAUCCUUCGUCGUUUUAGAUAAUGUCAACAAGUGUUGUAAUAAAAGGGAAACGCGUAGAAAAAGAUUGGAAAAAAAUUAUAACGUAGAAAAUAAUGUAUCAAUGUCCAGAGGAAGACCAAGAACACCAACCAAUUGGAUGCCACCUUGGUACGAUAGUACUAACACGAUCUAAUUCAUUAUAAAUCAUUAAAAUAAUCAUGAUUGAUUAAUAACUAUACUCUAAAGAGCAUAAAGAAACAAAAUUCUUGGACAAAAUUAUACGAUAUGCUAUCAAUAGAAAAUAUGAUCCUAGAAAUGAUACUUUAGCUACAUGUACUGCCUAUAAAUAAGACAUGAUUUAUUUAUUAAAUAAUAUUCUAUGUUCGUGUAUACGUGAAAGGCUGAAUAUCAGGUCUAUAAAAUUAUAUAAUUAUAUCACGAGCAUGAUAUUAAAACGCACAAAAUAUGUAUUACAAAAAAAUAUAUAUAAUUAGAUAACUUAAUAGAGGAAAAAAGAAGAAAUAGUAUAUAUACUAUACGAUUUUCGUACGUGUUAAAAGAGCGAAGCACUACGAAAGUCUGCCAAUAUACAAAAUCUAUCGUGUAACUCAGGAAUGUAAUUAUGCGAUAUAGAAAAAACGAUGAUACGACGCCGUGCAUCUGUAGAUCACUCUAAGUAAUUUCCAUAAAAAGUAACUUUUUAUAUGAUUCUCACCAUUUUUUAUAUAUAUACCAUAUGCCAUAUAUUUUUUUACUUAAAUGCCAAAACAGACAAAGGAUUUAUACACACAUAAAUAUACAUAUAUAAAAUGCGCUUGGGAAACGCGCGGCCGUUUAUCAAUUUUUCUAUACUCGAUCCUUUUUUAUAUAAUAACCAUUUAUCUUCGAAACCUUUACAUUUGAUCUAUUGAUGCACAAUGACGCGCGUCUAUGUAUACAUAUAUAAAAUAUACAUGCCAAUUUUAUUAUAUAUAUAUAUAUAUAUAUAUAUAU